GCCAGGACACAGUCUUUCGUACGUAGUACUAAUUUGCUUCUACUUCCUAGUACUAAGUACUGAAAACUCUUUAUAAUUGGAAGGAAGAAUGUCUUCUUCUCUGUCUGGUAAGUUAAGUAUUGAAAUAGAGGUCAAGUCACCAGCUCGUGAUUUUUUUGAGGCAAACGGGAAACGAUUGUACGAGAUACCAAAACUUUGCCCUACCUGUAUACCCAAGGUUGAAUUAGUAGAAGGUAAAUGGGAAGAAGUGGGUGCUGUCGUGAACUGGCAUCUCGUAUUAGGGGGGAACACUGUAAUUUUCAAAGCUUUAUUUGAGAGCAUUGAUGACGACAAACUAUCGGUUACUUUCAACGUGAUAGGAGGAUUACUCGUAGAGUCAUACAAAAGUUUCAAGUUCAUUUUUCAGGCCAUUCCAAAGAAAGAGGGAUGCUUGGUCCUUUGGACUUAUGAAUAUGAGAAACUUAACUCGGAUAUUCCAGAUCCAAAAGAAUUGCUUCAGUUUGCAGCUGUGUUUACCAGAGAGAUAGAUGAUACUCUUAUGAAGAUCAGCCAGGAGUAGAUGUGAACAAAAACAUGCAUGAUCACAUGCAUAUAGCAUAUAUAUAUAUAUAUAAAUAAGUACCUUUAUUUUCUGAAAAAGAAAGUACGUAAAAAGGUACCCUUUCCUUCAUAAUGUAUUGUUCGUUUUUUUAGUUUGAGCAGGUACCUCGUGUCUUUUAUGGUGGAGCGAUCUAUUACAUGUACCCAUAUGGUAUCUGAUCCAUCGAUCUCUCUCAAUUAAUGCUCAUAAUAAGCCGGCAAACGAAACUUGCUUAUGCUUCCGAUCUAUCA
Messenger RNA from Carya illinoinensis, 831 nucleotides. Its product is annotated as MLP-like protein 43. The transcript is spliced from 2 exons. The record is from RefSeq and is a predicted model, not a curated record. Gene Ontology annotation, biological process: defense response. The coding region runs from base 89 to 559 and encodes 156 amino acids. NCBI's taxonomy places the organism in Eukaryota, Viridiplantae, Streptophyta, Magnoliopsida, Fagales, Juglandaceae.